Microtus oregoni (creeping vole) is the source of this 5899-nucleotide messenger RNA. RefSeq names its product fibroblast growth factor 2 (gene Fgf2). Lineage: Eukaryota; Metazoa; Chordata; Mammalia; Rodentia; Cricetidae. The record is from RefSeq and is a predicted model, not a curated record. The transcript has 3 exons. Gene Ontology annotation, cellular component: cytoplasm. Gene Ontology annotation, molecular function: fibroblast growth factor receptor binding; growth factor activity. Gene Ontology annotation, biological process: cell differentiation; positive regulation of cell population proliferation; positive regulation of gene expression. Bases 201 to 665 code for a protein of 154 amino acids.
GACGCGGUCCCGGGCCGCUGUGGCACACAGGGGUUCUAGGCUUCUGGCAGAGUCUUGUGCCGGGCUGCGUGUGCGGCGGCGGGACGCGGACCGGGAGGCUGGCUGCCCGCGGGCGAGGCGCGCUGGGAGGCCGAGGCCGGGGUCGGGGCCGGGGAGCCCCGCGAUCAGCCACAGCGGGGUCCCGGGGCCGCGGAGGGGCCAUGGCUGCCGGCGGCAUCACCACGCUUCCCGCACUGCCCGAGGAUGGCGGUGCCGCCUUCCCGCCCGGCCACUUCAAGGACCCCAAGCGGCUCUACUGCAAGAAUGGUGGCUUCUUCCUGCGCAUCCACCCCGACGGCCGCGUGGACGGCGUCCGCGAGAAGAGCGACCCACACGUCAAACUACAGCUCCAAGCAGAAGAGAGAGGGGUUGUGUCUAUCAAGGGAGUGUGUGCAAACCGGUACCUUGCUAUGAAGGAAGACGGACGGCUGCUGGCUUCUAAGUGCGUUACAGAAGAGUGUUUCUUUUUUGAACGACUGGAAUCUAAUAACUACAAUACUUACCGGUCAAGGAAAUACUCCGGUUGGUACGUGGCACUGAAACGAACUGGGCAGUAUAAACUCGGAUCCAAAACGGGACCUGGGCAGAAGGCCAUACUGUUUCUUCCCAUGUCUGCUAAGAGCUGAUUCACUUUAGAAACUAUUAAUGAGAGAAACGAAUGUACGCAACUAAGUUUGGACGCCUGGAUAAAAACUCAUUAUGUAACAGUAAGAUACUUAACCGUUACCUCAGUAAAGAAAAGCAACAAUUUUUGGAAAAAGUUUAGAAUUCUCCCUUUUAUAGCUUUAGUUGUGACCCAGUGAUGAUCAGAGCCACAAUAUUUUUCAUUUAUUUUCUUUAUUAGAAAAGAGGAUUUAAAGCGAUGUGCAUUUACAAAUUUCCAUCAUGGAAAUCAUGUAUGUGAGAAAGAAAGCUGGUGCCAGGUAUGAGCCGCAGACUGUGCCCACCUUUGUUUCACUCAAUCUGUCCCCGUGGUGGCUGUGUAACUCUCCGGCAGUUCCCUGUGAUAGAGUUUGUAGAACAGGCCUGUGUACACUGCCGGGAGUUCCUCCAUGCUGAGGUCAAUUUUGUCAAACCCUUCCCUGUGUCCAUAUAGCAACAGCUUAGCUACCCUGCUGGUUAUAGGGGUUGUGUUUUUAGUCCUGGCCAGGUUUUCUAGAUCCAUCCAUUCACACGUCAAGCAUUCCUGCUGGCAGAAGUUGAUAGUGAAGGAACACGGCUGCAGGCGGCAGAUCAGGUACAAGUCUGACUUCCCGAAGGCUCCAGGGUGCCUGUGCUGCUGCCGGAUGCUCAGCAGAGACCUGAAUUCUGACUUCACCCCAGUCUCUUCAAACACCUCUCGGACUGCUGUGUCGCCUACGUGAAAGAGAGAAACAAACAGAGAUUUCGUUCCUAGAGAUGCUGUCAAAGGUUUUCAGUGACAAUCUGGAAGGUUAAAAGCAAAACUUUGUCUUCGAACUGCUUUCUUGACGUUGUGAGAUGCACUUUGUAUUUAAGGUGCCUCUGAGACACUGAGGGUCUCCUUGAAGGCUAUGCAUGCUUCAACACAUCAUCUUAGCCUCUUCCUGCUCUGUUUCCCAGAGGCAAGAAGACACUUGCAAACACAGCUGCAGUUAACCUUCUGCUAAAUCCUUCAGGAAUCUGUAGUGCUGAGCUUACUUGAAUGAGCAGUGAAUUGACUCUGACUUGUUUGUGAUCUAAGCCCACUGCCCCACAGGGCAAGGCCCUUCACCAUGGUUAUGCCCCCUCCUAGCCACCGGUGGAACCUAGCCUGAUUUGGAAACUGCUUUCUCUUGAGAUCAGAUUCCAAAGAACUUGGGAUUCAACCCCUCAACACCAAAAUGCAAUAGCUGUUUAAUCAAACAUUUUCAUAAGGCUAGAAGUGCACAUAAUUUUAUAAUACAACAAGGGUUUUCACAUUUUAUAAAUAUUUUUAAUUAAAUACAAAUUUCCAUGGCAGGACUUUUAUUGCCAUUAACAUAGAUUUAUGUCCAGUUUAUCAAGACACCCAGGAAGACUGCCUGAAUGGACUUCACUAGUUCUGAUGCUCUAUAGCUUCCUGUCCUAAUCGCUUUUCUGGUCCUCUUUAGAAUUAUUAUAGAUUCUUUAACACCUUCUAAUGCCUCGCUGGAUGUUUGCCAAAUAGCACAUAAGUUUGUCUUGCCAGUAAAUCGACUAAUAAUGUCGAUGCGAUGAAGAGCUAUCAAAAGCACAUAGUUCCUGUGCACACAAACCAUAGACUGUCUUCCCUGCCCCCUGGGCACAUACCCGCACCUAAGGCAUGCUCUUGUUUCUAAGAAACAGUCCUAGAAAGGCUCACAGAAACAAUAUCUUACUCUAAAACACAAGACAUCUAUCCACCAUUCUUUAAUUAUAUACUGACUUCCCUGUGACUGAGAUUUGUCCAUAGGUUAAGCAUGGUUAGAAAUUACAUUUCAUAACCGAAAGCACCAAGACAAGGCAUACCUUGUCUACACCAUGUAGAUACCUGCUUCGGCGUGUGUGAGAUGCUGGGUUCAGAUCCUGGUACCACAUAAUGAGAGGGAGGGAACAGUGGCAUCAAAGAACAUUCUAAGCUCACAAAGUCUCUGGUAAGAAAAUAGUUUUCAUCUAGCAUACAUUAUUAAAUUUAUUAUUAAAAAUUGUGGCACUAGUCUUAAAUGUUUAUAUAGUGGCCACUAACUCUUGUUUAAACAUAUAUAGUCUUUAAUAUGCAUAUAUAUAUACAUAUAUAUGUAUGUAUCUUUAAAUGCUCUGAAAAUGACCUUAGGGAUCCCGCUCAGUUCUUAGCACCACUAACCUGACCAGCUGUCUUAAAUGACAGAAACAGGACAGGGUAAACGGGGGAGUGAGUGUCCUGCUUAGCAGUCACUAUAGCGCAUGGUGGCAGCAGGAUAGACACUGCUUGAGUAGACCAAAUAGUUUAACUUGAAUCAGUGCAUCACCAACUAGCCGAAACCAGAAAAUGCAAGCCGUACUUUUGUUUCUGAGAUGUGGGACAUCCUCCCCUUACACUUCAAAAUGUAAGCCUCCCCCUCAGUUCCAACGUGAAUUUAAAUUUAUCACGAUAAACUGUUGUUUCUUUUCAAUUAUUUUAACAGACUUUAAACUCAGCUGAAAUAAUAGUCACUGUGUGUGCAGAAUCUAGAAGCUCAUUUUUGCUGCUGAAGAGGUACAUGCUAAGCAUGACAGGCUGGACUGCUGAACAGUAGGACAGUGCAGAGGCUCCAAUUUCUCCUGUUUUGUAGGACGUAAUGAUAGGUGUCUUGAGAUGACCUAAGUGAUGGGAAACUUUCUUUGAGCUCCCUUGGGCCCUGCUGAACAUCUCUGAUUGCUGAAACAGGAUUUGGUUUUCACCCAUGGUAAUAUCAUAUUUUAGGAAGGCAUUUUGUUCCUUUGAACUGUACAAGACACCUUUAAACUCUAUACUUAAAAACUUCUAUUUGUUUCGCAUUUUCCCAAUUCAAUUUCUUAAAAAAUUCUUGGCAUAUCAAUGUUUUACCUACCUACCAUUAUCAGAGAAUGAAAGAUUCCAAACAAAUGAGUUCCCAAAUUAACUAGCAUUUAUUUACUGGUAUUUAACUGGCUAAUUACCAAACAGUAAAUAUCGAACUGUUCAGGAUGGCAGCAUUCCAAAAGUGCAGUUCAUGCUUUCCUAAACACAGGUGUCAAGAAUCGAAUCUCCAGGUGGUCUAAACAAUCUGACUUCUUCAUUAGAGUACGUGUACUUUGUCCUGGAGAUCACUAGAAACAGGCUGUAGAAGAGAAUUCCAAGGCUAUGGUGAAUACCAACUUCCGCUUUACUUUUAGUUCAGAUAAGUUAUUUUGUUAACCACAGAUACUUAAAAAAAACGAGUAGGGCAUUUAAAAUGAUUUAGGCUUAAAGGUAAGAUUCUGGAAUUAUACUUAAACCUGAAUUUACACAUACUUAACUUGAAAAUGUGUUUUUUCAUUUACAUCUAAGUCUGUCUGAAAUUCUUAGGAUCUACUGGAGUUCAAAGGAAAAUAAACCCACCUCAAUUCAUUUGAAAAGGCAUGUCCCAGGAAGGAAAGGCACAUGGGGCUGCAGACGGCUUCCCCUCUGUGCAGGGUGAGAAAGCUAGACUUGAGUUACCUUGUUCACACACACUCACAUACCACAUAGGUAAUGGGAGAAAAUGAAGAAGGUGGCCUUAUAGAAAAAUGGCCUUGGCUCUCAGUAUUUGGCACCCCUACAAAAUACAGAUAUUUUUUUGAAGACAUGGUCUAAGUAGCACAGGAUGGCCUGAAACACCAUCCUCCUGCCUCAGCCUCCUUAGUAGUAGGCUAAAUAGGCAUGUGCCAUCACGCCAAGGUCCCCAGAGUACACAGUGUCAACAGACUGCCUGCCAGAGAACUCAGCGGUCAGCGAGCAUCUAAAACCAAGGUUUGCUUCACACAUCUGAAUGUCAUCAACGUGCUCAUGGGUGGUUAGGAGCUGGCCACGUAAAUACGUGCAGGGCAUUUGGGUCUAUGUAAGGUGCAAACUCAGACUUCAUGGACAUACACUCAAGGAGACUGCUUCGUACAGUGCUGGUUAAAGAGAAAUGAGGAUGUGCAUGUUAAAGGAGAGAUCUUUGAGAAAUAAUAUUAGUAUCUAAUGUAUUAUUUGCUUAUCAGGAUAAUAUUGAAUUUAGCCUAAUGGUUUAAGGAACAGCCUAAUUCUAUACUUUGAAGAUCAGUGACUGAGUACUUAGUUUCCAUCCUAUCUCCCUAUAAGCUGAUUUGGUGGGAGAGGGGAGAUACGUCAUUUCUCACUUGAGACUUCCUCAUAAGGUAUUUUGGGGAUAAUAAUAAAACAUAUUAUUAUGUUUUAGAUUAUUCAUAAAUAGUUGGCAAAAAUUUUAAAAGAUAAUUAUAUCACUAUUUCCUUGUAGUUGGCUUUAUUAUAUUUCAAGCUCAUUUUGAAAUUAUUAUUCACCCAUAUGUGACCAUAAUGUUGUCAAGAAUUCAAAAUUUAAUAAUUUUAGCCCUAUUUGAGAAACCUUUAUAGUGAACUUUACUGACAAACGUCUCAGGUCGCUCCUUUCCCUAUGGCCACAGAACGCCCUGGACAGGUGUGUUAACGCUCCCCUAGGGUUGAGGUGUGCCAGAAAACGCAUGCUCACAUGCUCACUGUGCAUCAGCACUCAUGAAAUCUGCCUAAAAAUUUCUGACUUGGUCUGAACCAAUUAGAAAAUUUAAAUUCUUAUUCUUAGAUAUAAAGCAGAAAAGGAAACAUGAAUUUUCCAAACAUUUUCAACCUUAUCAGAAAUAUAUAAAUACAUACCGAUAUCUUCUCCAGGCUCUGACAGGCCUCCUGGAAAUUUCCACAUAUUUUUCAGCUGCAGUACAAAGCAAAUAAAUAGCUCUCAUUCUCUCCGGCCUCUCUCUGCCGCUCCUACCCUAGUCCACCCGCAGCUGGUUACGGUAGUAAAAACGUGUUUAUUUUACUCUAUUUCCUCAGCUUUCUUACUACUGCAGUUUUUCUCGUCUGAGGGUGAUGGUGAUUGAUGAAAUCUUUCCCUCUUACUCUUCAGGAAGCAGAGCGGUGUGAUUCAGCUAAUGUGAUAACCUUAUAUUACUGAACCUUUGGAGGGAAAUAUCUAUUGAUUUGUGUACUUUACAGAACUUGGCUGCUAGUUGAAUAUGAACAAUAGGAUCUUACAGAUGCUGCUAUAAGUAGAGUACAGAAUAAAUGUAACCACCAAGGUUUGCUACUCCAUAGAGUUUUACAUGCAUUUACUGUAUCUGUUUCUGUUCAGAGAUUACUCAAGACUUCUGCGUGUUAAUAGUUUUACGUAAAAUGUUAUUGCUUUUUAUGAAUAGUGUGAAUAAAAUUACUUUGGUUUCUUGACUAUCA